UGUUAAGCAAUGGCUGACAGCACGGAAGAAACAAUAGCAGGAUCCAAACAAGAGGGAGUUUACAACUAUCGGGAGAGGAUUGAAUGUUCCCCAGAGGAAGAGGCAAAAUUAGAGAGAAAGCAUUUCUGGAAUGUCAUCAAUGCGUUUAAAUAUUACAGAAUUCACGUACAUGAACGAGUGAAUCGAGCAGAGAGGCAGUUCCGAUGCAUUCCACAUCACCACCAGCUACUUUUAACAAGCUUCCUUCCCAACCUGACUAAGAUCCGUAACUGUGUUGAUCGCAACCAGGAGGUGCUACAGGCCAUAGUGAACAACUGCAUCCAUAUGUUUGAGAACAUGGAAUAUGGAGAGGAUGGUAACCCAAGGAAAGUACUGCCGUCCUCGACUUUUGACAUGGACAAGCUGAAAUCUACUAUAAAGCAGUUUGUCCGUGACUGGAGCGAAGGAGGAAAGGCUGAAAGGGACAGCUGCUAUAAACCUAUAAUAGAGGAGAUUCAGAUACUUUUUCCUUCUGACCAGUGUGAUGUGUCCAAAGUCAGAGUGUUAGUGCCGGGGGCAGGUCUGGGUCGCCUGGCAUGGGAAAUCGCUCAUCUGGGUUAUUCAUGCCAAGGAAACGAGUGGAGCUUCUUUAUGCUUUUCUCUUCUAAUUUUGUUCUGAAUAGGUGUGAUGGGGAGAAUUCUUGGACUGUGUAUCCCUGGAUUCACCAGUUCAGUAAUAACAAAAUGGCCUCAGAUCAGACAAGACCUGUGACUUUUCCAGAUGUCAAUCCCCAGAGUCUUCCAGAAGACUCAGACUUCUCUAUGGUCGCUGGAGACUUUCAGGAAGUAUACAGUGAUCCAAAUAUUUGGGAUUGUGUUGCUACUUGUUUCUUCAUUGACACCGCCCACAACGUUCUUGAUUACAUUGAAAACAUCUGGAAUAUUCUAAAACCUGGUGGCGUCUGGAUCAAUCUGGGUCCGCUUCUAUACCACUAUGAGAAUAUGGCCAAUGAAUUGUCCAUUGAGCUAAGCUAUGAGGACAUAAAGGCUGUCAUUUUAAAAUAUGGGUUCGUCCUGGAGUUGGAAAAAGAUACUGUUUCCAGCACAUACACAGAGAACGAUCGCUCCAUGCUCAAGUACCUUUAUGACAGUGUCUUUUUUGUUGUACGGAAGCCUGCAGAUCAGUUGAUCAGUUGAUCAAUGGAGGCCAGACACCUGAAGAUGACCAGUUUGUGAAUUCUUUACAGACAGGAAACACAGAGGAAACUACAUCAUGACAAUGGGAAGACUGGAGCUCUGGAGAAAUUGCAGUCAAUCGGCUGCAAAAAAUAAACCCAACAAUAAACCUAUGGUUUUUUUAAUUCAUGAAUGCCAGCAUUAUAGAAAAUACCUGGUAAUUGGAGAACACGACUGGCACUUUAUGUGCUGAAUUAUUUCAGACAUUUACCCAAAUAUGUGUAUGACAUGUUGUAGUGCCUCACUUUACAUUUAUAUUCUCAGGUUUUGGGUGCUGCUUCACAUCAUGCAAAUGACACUUCUCACACAGUAUAAAUACAUUUCAGUGAUUUUCUGGCAUUUGUUUACAUUAUUGCAAUUUUAUUUGCCUAGAAAAUUAUCAGUUUUACUGAGUCUGAGGCCAACUACUUGUCACAAUGACUCCAGCCUCUCAGAGGGACUUUGCUUGCCAUAAGAACUGUAACAAUUGGCAGCACUGAAAUAAGUUGUUUUAAACUUUACAGAUUUUAAAUAAUUAAAUUAUGUGCAUAUUCUGUUAUAAAAUUGUUUACCAUCACGGGGAAAACUAAACAUUAUUUUAUAAACUUGACAUUUUUUUUUUUCUUUGACUACAUUUCUUUAAAAAGACAUGGUACACAUCAACUUUUUGUAUCCAGGCAUUUAUAUAUAUAUAUAUAUAUAUAUAUACACUCACCUAAAGGAUUAUUAGGAACACCAUACUAAUACUGUUUUUGACCCCCUUUGCCUUCAGAACUGCCUUAAUUCUACGUGGCAUUGAUUCAACAAGGUGCUGAAAGCAUUCUUUAGAAAUGUUGGCCCAUAUUGAUAGGAUAGCAUCUUGCAGUUGAUGGAGAUUUGUGGGAUGCACAUCCAGGGCACGAAGCUCCCGUUCCACCACAUCCCAAAGAUGCCCUAUUGGGUUGAGAUCUGGUGACUGUGGGGGCCAUUUUAGUUCAGUGAACUCAUUGUCAUGUUCAAGAAACCAAUUUGAAAUGAUUCGAGCUUUGUGACAUUGUGCAUUAUCCUGCUGGAAGUAGCCAUCAGAGGAUGGGUACAUGGUGGCCAUAAAGGGAUGGACAUGGUCUGAAACAAUGCUCAGGUAGGCCGUGGCAUUUAAACGAUGCCCAGUUGGCACUAAGGGGCCUAAAGUGUGCCAAGAAAACAUCCCCCACACCAUUACACCACCACCACAAGCCUGCACAGUGGUAACAAGGCAUGAUGGAUCCAUGUUCUCAUUCGGUUUACGCCAAAUUCUGACUCUACCAUCUGAAUGUCUCAACAUAAAUCGAGACUCGUCAGACCAGGCAACAUUUUUCCAGUCUUCAACUGUCCAAUUUUGGUGAGCUCUUGCAAAUUGUAGCCUCUUUUUCCUAUUUGUAGUGGAGAUGAGUGGUACCCGGUGGGGUCUUCUGCUGUUGUAGCCCAUCUGCCUCAAGGUUGUGCAUGUUGUGGCUUCACAAAUGCUUUGCUGCAUACCUCGGUUGUAACGAGUGGUUAUUUCAGGCAAAGUUGCUCUUCUAUCAGCUUGAAUUAGUCGGCCCAUUCUCCUCUGACCUCUAGCAUCAACAAGGCAUUUUCGCCCACAGGACUGCCGCAUACUGGAUGUUUUUCCCUUUUCACACCAUUCUUUGUAAACCCUAGAAAUGGUUGUGCGUGAAAAUCCCAGUAACUGAGCAGAUUGUGAAAUACUCAGACCGGCCCGUCUGGCACCAACAACCAUGCCACGCUCAAAAUUGCUUAAAUCACCUUUCUUUCCCAUUCUGACAUUCAGU
Xyrauchen texanus (razorback sucker) is the source of this 2987-nucleotide messenger RNA. RefSeq names its product carnosine N-methyltransferase-like. The coding region runs from base 10 to 1176 and encodes 388 amino acids. The transcript has 8 exons. Gene Ontology annotation, molecular function: S-adenosylmethionine-dependent methyltransferase activity. The record is from RefSeq and is a predicted model, not a curated record. NCBI's taxonomy places the organism in Eukaryota, Metazoa, Chordata, Actinopteri, Cypriniformes, Catostomidae.